Macrosiphum euphorbiae (potato aphid) is the source of this 588-nucleotide messenger RNA. NCBI's taxonomy places the organism in Eukaryota, Metazoa, Arthropoda, Insecta, Hemiptera, Aphididae. The record is from the annotation of a GenBank genome assembly.
AUGUUGACCCACACCUCUUGGGGUGAAUAUUCGUCCUCACUCAAAAUUAUAUACAAAUCCCUCAUACUGUCAAAAUUGGAAUACGGAUCCUUCCUCUUCAUCAAUGUGAAACCUUCGAUCUUAAAAAUGAUAACAGUUCAUAACUCCGGCCUAAGGUUAGUAUCUAGAGCAUUUCGUUCGUCUCCAAUUCCCAGCCUACUCAACAUUACCCAAACCCCUCCCAUCGGCCUAAUAAGGAAAAAGAACGCUAUGAUCCUAGCCUCUAGACGUUCACAGAAUAACCUCCCCUCACAUAAAGGUAUUAGAAACCUCCUACAAAACACAAAUAUUGAUCUUUCCGGAAUUAUCAGACACGAAUGUCCUUAUAUUCCCUCGUGGAUCAUGGAUAUCAAUAUAAACACCACAUUAUCCUUACUUCCCAAAGCCGAUAUGAAAGAAUUUCACUCAUUCUUGGAUAACCACCAAAAACAUACUAAGUUUUUCAUCGACAAUUCUAAAACAAACUUGGGCGUGGGAGCUGCAGUUUUAUACAACGAAAUAAAACAAAUGUUCAAGCUACCAGAUUUCUGCUUAGUCUUCACAGCCUGA